Messenger RNA from Mixia osmundae IAM 14324, 1635 nucleotides. RefSeq lists its product as uncharacterized. The transcript is spliced from 14 exons. The record is from RefSeq and is a predicted model, not a curated record. Gene Ontology annotation, cellular component: cytoplasm; microtubule cytoskeleton. Lineage: Eukaryota; Fungi; Basidiomycota; Mixiomycetes; Mixiales; Mixiaceae. Gene Ontology annotation, molecular function: GTP binding; GTPase activity. Bases 1 to 1635 code for a protein of 544 amino acids. Gene Ontology annotation, biological process: protein folding.
AUGAUCUGCUUCACCAGGAUCGUCGGCGCUGUCAUUGCACUCCGACUUCUGAGAGCAGUGAUCGCUCCAAUGUCGAUCCCACCUGCCUGCCUGGAGCUCUCUCACUGCCGGGUCAACUGUCAAGGCUACAUCGAUCGCAUGCCCUUUGAGAUGGUCGCGGACGCUCCAGCAGAAAGGGUCACAUUAUCCUGGGAUCCCGAACGUAACCCUGCCUUUCGCUGCGAUACGGUACACGGCUCGGAAGUGGCAUUCAGGUGCAAUGCCCAGCCUGUUUUCAUCUCUCCUGAUGAGGUUCAGAUUCAGGUCAGAGGACAGCGCGCCAUCAUGGGCGACGAAGAGACACUGCUUGUGCCGAUCAUAGAAGGCAGCAAGGAAAUCAUUGCUGUGCUCGAUGCAUGCUGUACUCCUUUUUGGGGCUUCGUUGUCCAAGUCGACAUGCUGGGCGACGGUUUCGAGUUGACAGGCGAGGGCUACCGUCUCCCUUGUUGGCCUAUCGAUCACGUGAUAGAAGACUAUCACGGCAAGACAUGCCGUCAGGUCCUCGGAGACCGUCCACCCUGGGUCACCUGUGCGGUACAAUACACAGAAGGCGGACCGCCCUCCUGCCAGGUCGAGCGCAUCCUGUCGAGGGUCCAGAGCAUUCCUAUCUUCGCCGCUCGCUUUGUGACUGUACUCGUCAAGAAUCGGAUCUUGGUCGACGUGCGAAAUGGCUGGCUGGCAGUCUUAUGCUAUACGCAGGAUCCGCUUGACGACAAGGCACCUCUGAACCGCAUAUACGAUUGUUCUCAGAUCGAAAAGCAGACGACAGACUACUUUGGCUAUGAAGUCCUGGAGAGAUUCGAGAUGCGGCGAGCCGAUGGCUCGAGCGCGUCAUGGCUAUUAGUCGAACAUACAGCGACUUUGCGAUGUCGACGCGCUCGCGGCAAGAUCUGCAAGGAUCUAUUGCAUACAGACUUCGACUUGCCUUGCACAAUGAGCGUGGGCAGUUGUUAUGUCGCUCAGAGCGAUGCUCCCGUCAACAUGCCUGGGCUCCUCACCAUCAUCCGCAAGCAGCGCAUCAAAGAGCGACAGAUGCGCCUCCUCAUCUUAGGACUGGAUAAUGCAGGCAAGACGACGGUAGUCAAGUCACUCUGCAAGGAAGACCUGGCAUCCAUCUCGCCAACUGUUGGCUUCAUCAUCAAGACGAUCGUCUACUCAGGCUACACUCUGAACAUCUGGGACGUCGGCGGUCAGCAGAGCUUGCGACCUUUCUGGCGCAAUUACUUUGAAGCCACCGACGCGAUCUGCUGGGUGGUCGACUCGAGCGAUCGAGGACGUCUCCAAGACUGCAAGCGCGAGCUACACGAUCUACUAGCAGAAGAGAGACUUGGCAGCGCGAGUAUACUCAUUUUUGCCAACAAGCAAGAUCUGUCUGGUGCCUUGUCAUGCAACGAAAUCUCACAGAUAUUAGACUUAGACACGAUAAAACGCCACGAUUGGCGCAUUCAGCCUUGCAGUGCUCUCAAAGCUGAGAACCUUACCGCGGGCUUCGACUGGGCGGUCCGCACGGUCAGCAAGCGAGUCUACUACGCAUCUACAGUCGCAAUCAGCCAACCGCAACGCACAGACCGUCUAGCGAGGCCUGACCACUUCUGA